AUGCAUUAUACCAAGGAGCAUACGAAGCAGAACAAUUUCUACAAAUGUGUGAUAGACGAGGAGGAAACAGCCCUGGCUUCCGCUAAUGUUUUCGAAGAAGCUCUCCAUGGCAAUGCAGCUCUGCUGGAAAGCCUCUCGAGGAUACAGCCAGAGUCCCUGAGCUCUCGAGAUGGGGCCGGAGCUGGUCUCCUGCACCACGCCGCAUUGGGGGGAAAUGCCCAUGUCAUACAGUUUAUCGUCAAUGUACUGGGCCUUGGAGGUGAAAUUUUUAUGACAGGUGGAUUUCAUAACCCCUUUCCAGAACUGAAUGCCCAAGAUGAUCAAGGGAACACAGCUCUUCACUGGGCUGUGAAGAAGAACCAGAAAGAGAGCUGUGCCAAGCUCCUUGAGCUGGGAGCUAACCCCAACAUCCUGAACAACGCAGUCAUGUCCCCCUUGCACCUGGCCGUCUCUCUGCAUCACAACUCCAUGGUUGACCUGCUGCUGUCUCACAGCUGCACAGACGUGAACUUGGAGGGCGACCUGGGAAACACCCCAAUAAUACUGGCCUGCUCUGUGGACAACUGUGAGGCUAUCAGUAUGCUAUUCAGGUUUGGUGCCAGGUUGUGUCACCAGAACAAGCUAGGACACUUCGCCACCCACGCCGCAGCAUUUGCCGGGGCCAGGAGGGCCAUGGAGAUGGUACUGAAAAUAGGAGAGGAGAUUGGCUACUCUGUGGAAGUGCAACUCAACUAUCUGGACAAGUCAAAUAGCAGUCCUCUUCAUCUGGCUGUUCAUGGAGGAAACCUUGACGUGAUAAAAUUCUGUAUUUCCAAAGGAGCCAAAAUUGACCUGCAGCAGUGCGACAAAUCGACGGCCCUCCACUUCGCCUGCACCCAGGGAGCGAUCGAGGAGGUCAAGCUGAUGCUCGCUGCCUACAGCAGGGUGGAAGAUAUCAUCAAUAUCACCGACGGUGCUAACCAGACACCCCUGCACAGGGCAAUGAUAUUUGAUCACGUUCAGCUGGCUGAAUUACUUAUUUCAAAGGGUGCGGACAUCAACUGCAUUGACUGUAAAGGUCACACCCCUCUGCUAUUAGCCACAAGCUGCGGAGCGUGGAGAUCAGUCACACUCUUGCUGUUGAAUGGAGCAAGUCUGGAGAUAAAAGACAAGCUGGGCCGUAACUUCCUGCAUCUAGCUAUUUUACAACCGAAGGGUCUUAAAAAUCUUCCAGAAGACAUACUGCAGCUGGAGGGCGUGCGGGAGCUCAUGAGCGAUGAGGAUGUCGAAGGCUGCACACCUCUGCACUACGCCUGUCGUCUAGGCGUGGCCGACUCCGUCAAGAACAUGCUGGGCCUGCAGGCUUCAGUCUGCCGCAAAUCCAAAGAUAAGAAGUCAGCCCUCCACUUCGCAGCACAAUAUGGACGGCUCAACACCUGCCAAAGGCUCCUGGAGACUAUGGUGGACUCCAAACUCCUGAACGAGGGAGAUGAGAAAGGACUGACACCCCUGCAUCUUGCAUCCCGUGGAGGACACACCAAAGUGGUGGAGCUGCUUCUCAGAAGGGGGGCCUUGUUUCACAGCGAUUAUAAGGGCUGGUCUUGCUUACACCAUGCCGCUGCUGAAGGAUUCACGCAGACCAUGAACAUCCUUCUUGGAGCCAGCCUCAAACUGCUGGACAAAACUGACGAAGACGGGAACACAGCUCUGCACGUGGCUGCAAAGGAGGGCCACGUGUCUGCUGUGAUGCUCCUCAUGAACAGAGGAGCCGAAAUCCUACUCAACAAGAGCGACGCCUCCUUCGUCCAUGAGGCCGUGCAUCACGGGAGGAAGGAAGUGGUCAUGGCCAUCAUUGACACCGACAGAUGUACGGAGGCACUGCAGACGUUCAAGUACGGCUCAAGUCAGCGCUGUGUUGUUUUGGAUAUGAUAGAACUUCUUCCAGAAUCUUUCAAGUACCUUUUGGACAAAUGCGUUACGGAGUCUGAUGAUGAUGUCAACAGUCCUGAAUACCACCUUGAGUACAACUUCCAGUGGCUGCAAGCGCCAAUUAAGCUGAAAAAGGAGUCAAAAGCAGACAAAAUGCUCCAAGUUCAACCUCUUGUGGCACUAAAUGCGAUGGUGCACAGUAAUCAAAUAGACCUUUUGACCCACCCUGUUUGCAAGAAGUACUUGGAAAUGAAAUGGAAUGCCUAUGGAAGCAAAGCCCACAUCCUGAACUUGGCCAUUUACUCACUUGGCCUGCUGCCUCUCUCCCACGUCAUUGUGAGCAUGAGGCCUACCUAUAACUUCACAAGUGACGGCAUGUCCAUCAGCAUGGUUUCCCAGUCCCUGGACAAGCAACCCCAUUUGCUCACAAGCUGCAUGUUCCUGGUUUUGGCCAUGAAUUUGUAUGCAGUUGGCAAGGAGCUGGUGCAGUUAGUGCAGCAGCGCUCGAGUUAUUUCAGGGAUUCCUCCAACAUCCUGGACUGGGGUGCAGCCAUCUCCUCGCUGAUCUUUGUCACCUCCUUGCUGAUGAAUGCCCAGGGUACAUGGCACUGGCAAGCUGGAGCGUGGGCCGUCCUGCUCUCCUGGGUCAACUUCCUCCUGUACCUGCAGAGGUUCGAGCAUUUUGGGAUUUACGUUGUCAUGUUUGGAGAAAUCUUGCGCACACUCAUCAGCAUCAUCAUGCUCUUCUUCUUCCUGAUGCUCGCCUUCGCUCUGGCUUUCUACACGCUCAUGCUCGGCCAGCGGCACUUUGAGAGACUGGACCUCUCCGUGGUUCAAACUUUUGUCAUGAUGGCUGGAGAGCUAAACUACCAGGACAACUUCCUUGAGCCUUGUUUGAACGGCAGCCUUCCCUUCCCUUAUGUGACAUAUUCCAUCUUGGUCUGGUUUGUUCUGCUCAUGCCUAUUCUGCUCAUGAACCUGCUGAUUGGUUUAGCAGUUGGUGACAUUGCUGAGGUGCAGAAGAACGCUGCUUUGAAGCGAAUCGCAAUGCAGAUUGAACUUCACACCAGUUUGGAGGAGAAGUUGCCCUACUGGUUCAUGAAGCGUGUGGACAAAGAGAGAAUCACUGUGUACCCGAACAAAAUCUGUGGCUCCAAGGCCAGUCUGUUUCGCAUCCUGUUUCAGAGUGACACCAAAGAGGCUCACGCUCGUCUGUCCACCUCCAGCCAGCAGCUGACGCCCCUUGAGCAUGAGGUGCAGAAACAGAAGUACAGGCUCAAAGAAAUCUCCAGCGUUCUAGAGAAGCAGCACAACCUGCUGAAGCUGAUCAUCCGGAAGAUGGAGAUCACCUCCGAGGCUGACGACUGCGACGGCCCUCAGAUCUUCCAGACUCUUCCAGAGAAGCAGCUCCUGGCCAAGAAGAGCAGGUGGAUCCCGCUGGUGAAGGCCACGACCCAGAAGCAGUGA
This is a messenger RNA of Scleropages formosus (Asian bonytongue), 3375 nucleotides long. RefSeq names its product transient receptor potential cation channel, subfamily A, member 1b (gene trpa1b). The coding region runs from base 1 to 3375 and encodes 1124 amino acids. Gene Ontology annotation, molecular function: monoatomic ion channel activity; protein binding. NCBI's taxonomy places the organism in Eukaryota, Metazoa, Chordata, Actinopteri, Osteoglossiformes, Osteoglossidae. Gene Ontology annotation, cellular component: membrane; transmembrane transporter complex. Gene Ontology annotation, biological process: monoatomic ion transmembrane transport. The transcript has 27 exons. The record is from RefSeq and is a predicted model, not a curated record.